CGAUCCCUUCGAGUAAAUUUAUUCGCUUUCCAUCGUUCUCCACACCUUCUUUCCCCCCACUUGAGAAACCCUUUUGUCCUCUCUCGCUCUCGUUUCUUGUUUCUUCCUCCUCCUCCUCUCCUUCUUCUUCCGCCUCCCACUACUGGCAAGUGCGGCCGAGGGCAUCCAGUGCCUGGCCAACUCGCCUUCCGACAUGUGGGCAGGAGGUGGUGGGUCCCGCCCGGGUCGUCUCGGAUUCCCAUCACCAGCUUGAUUGAACCGGACGGAGGAGGGGCGAGCAGUGCUGCGACGACGCCGUCGUCGUCUGGAUCUUCGCCCGCCGACGCGGAAGAGCGAGAAGGAAGAAGAUGGCCAAGGACAGGGACGAGCCUAGGACGGCUCCGCAGCCCGAUCGCUGGUACAAUCUGACCCUCGGUCCCUCGUUCAAGCACGAUUCUUCCAACAAGUACUGUACCCUCCGAUAUGAAUUUAAACCCGCUUCUAUCGAUAAGACGAAGCUGGGUACGCUGCAAAAGAAUAAGGAGAAUCGGGUUUCUGUGGAGUUUCAAAAUAAUCAACUAGGAAAGCCCAAAGUGGCAUUUGAGGGCAGCAGCGAAGAUUACAAGGAGAACGAUGCUGUGUUGUUCUUCGAUGGUGAGACAUUCCGAUUGGAACGACUCCAUCGAGCUGUGAAGCAGCUGCGUCACGUUCGCCUUCCUGGUGAAUCUGCGGCGGCUGCUUCUUCUGCCGCUUCUGCAGCCGUUCAUUCUGUGCCAGCAGUAGAGCCUCGGUUAUCUCCGGUGGCGAAGGUUGGAAAACCAUUGCAUUCGUCUCGGAAUACAAUUCCAGCUGUUCCGGUUGAGGUGGAACGGAUUGAUAUUGGUGAGCCCCAUAAUCCAGGUCCAAAACCUGCAGUGAAGGGAGCUGCUACUCAUUCACCCUAUCCAUCAAGUGCCCCCACUGCCUCUCCAGGCCCCAGAAAUUACGAGGCUGAGGAAAAUCAAGACAUAGACAUCGACGAACUCUUCGGCAUCGGAUCGCCGGACAACGAAAACAAUGCCGAGCAAAAGGUUGAGUUUGGAUCUGAUGCCAAUGAGCCACGUCACAAUGAUUCAGAUGACGAGAUCGCUGAUGUGGACGAUAGUGGCGACGAAGGGCAUAAGGGCCAGAAUGCAGCGGAUGCUCUGAGAGCUCAACUCAAUGCAGAGGGCAGGGACCGUCAGACAUCUUCGUCCGGCAGUAGCAGUGGGAGCGGAAGCGGUAGCGGGAGUAGCAGCAGCAGCGACAGCGAUGCGAGCGAUGACGACUCGGUCAACUCUGUCUGAGAGGCACCAGGUAACAAAUUUUAAGGCAUAAAGGAAUACAGUCAUAUAAUAGCAAUAUCUCAAUAAGCCAUCCCGGUGUUUGACGGGGUUGGAACAUGAUUUUUAUAAAUUUUUCUUUUCUGUGGUGGGACAAAGUUUGUCUUUCCGUCAAUGCCGCCCCCUUCUCAGUUGCAUUAGCUACAGCAUGAACUUCAAAAACUGAGAUGAUUUGAAAGAAUGUUCACUUGCAUUUAGUUGUCUCA
Syzygium oleosum is the source of this 1546-nucleotide messenger RNA. RefSeq lists its product as uncharacterized. The coding region runs from base 348 to 1304 and encodes 318 amino acids. The transcript is spliced from 4 exons. Gene Ontology annotation, biological process: regulation of transcription elongation by RNA polymerase II; positive regulation of DNA-templated transcription. Gene Ontology annotation, molecular function: transcription elongation factor activity. Lineage: Eukaryota; Viridiplantae; Streptophyta; Magnoliopsida; Myrtales; Myrtaceae. Gene Ontology annotation, cellular component: super elongation complex. The record is from RefSeq and is a predicted model, not a curated record.